Messenger RNA from Anoplopoma fimbria (sablefish), 8786 nucleotides. It is a transcript of the gene arfgef3, whose product is annotated as ARFGEF family member 3. Bases 378 to 7085 code for a protein of 2235 amino acids. Lineage: Eukaryota; Metazoa; Chordata; Actinopteri; Perciformes; Anoplopomatidae. Gene Ontology annotation, biological process: regulation of ARF protein signal transduction. The transcript is spliced from 43 exons. Gene Ontology annotation, molecular function: guanyl-nucleotide exchange factor activity. The record is from RefSeq and is a predicted model, not a curated record.
AAUGACUGGCGGAGAUGGGAGAGUGGCGUUUUAUUCGUUGUAUUUAUGGGUGACAAUUCAUGCUGAUUAUUUAUCAGAUAUCAGAUUAUCUUCACUGUUAUUCCUGGAAGCCGUCGAGGUGGAUUAAUGCAAAAACAAGAAGAUAAAUAGAGACGCUUCCUCCUUUUCCCCGUGCAGAGGACUGGACUGCUGGCCUGACAUCAUUGGCUGGUCUCUGGGAAUGAAUCAUCAGGGAUGCUGUCACUUUCACUAUUCCCUUUAAAAACAACACCACAGACAAAAACCCAAACGUGCACAAACCAGUUCAAACCUUGCAUCUCCCUUUGAGAUAAAAAAAAAAAAAAAAAAAAAAACACGCCUGUGCUUUGGAGCCAAGCAUGGAGGAAAUCCUGCGAAAGCUGCAGAAAGACGCGUCCGGCCACAAGCACAAAGCUAUCCGGGAUGCAUGCGUCUACGCCCGGGAAACCCUGGAGUCUCAGAAUGGAUCAGCCAAGAUUUCCCCUUCACAGCUUCGAGAGCGCUGUCUGCUGCCUCUACAGAUGGCUCUGGAGUCUAAAAACACCAAACUGGGACAGACGGGGCUUACUGGGAUGCAGAAGCUCCUAUGUGAGGACAGGUUUGUGGGCGGGGUCGGCGUGGCGGUGGAGGUCCUGGAGAAGCAGCUGCUCAGCCAGAUGUUGGAGGCCAUCAGAGUCACCCCGUCCCUCCAUGAAGACCUGCAGGUGGAAGUCAUGAAGGUCCUGCUGUGUAUCACCUACUCACCAAACUUUGACAUCAAUGGAGACUCCAUCCUCCGGAUUGCUGAGGUGUGUAUCCAGACCUACGUGUCCAGCUGUCACCAGCGCAGCAUCAACACGGCGGUCCGAGCCACACUGAGCCAGAUACUGGGAGACCUGACACUGCAGCUGCGACACAGACAAGAGGGUGCAGAUGGAGACGAGGUGACUGCACCACCACUUCAUAGAAGAGAUAUUUCUCCCACCAGCCAGGCUCUGUGUGAAGAUGUGGUGACGGUUCUGACAGUUUUCUGUGAAAAACUGGAGUCAGUGGACAGUGAUAACCAGCUCCUGCAGCUCCUCUACCUGGAGUGCAUCCUCUCUAUGCUCAGCAGCUGCCCUCCCACAAUGCACCUGUCAAGAGGGUUCACCGACCUUGUAUGGAAGCAGCUGUGUCCGUCCCUCGUGGCGAUAAUGGGAAAUCCUGUCAACGACAAAACAAUCGCUUCCCACCACGGCUACAUGGCGGUGGACUCCUUUGGUGGAGGGGUGUCCGAUCAAGGCAGGGGGUCGGGCUGUUCCUCCAGCGCCCCUGCCAGGAUUGCACCGGUAGUGCGAACCGUGUGUUACAUCGCAGCAGAGCUUGUGCGUCUGGUGAGCUGCGUGGAGUCCAUGAAGCCGGUGCUGCAGUCGCUGUACCACAGGAUCCUUCUGUACCCGCCUCCUCAGCACCGCACCGAGGCCAUCCGCAUCAUGAAGGAGAUCCUGGGAAGUCCCCAGCGGCUGUACGACCUCGCCGGUCCGUGCGUGGUUGAGCCUGAAACCAGGAAGCGCUCCUUCUCAAAGAGGAAGUCUCACCUGGACCUGCUUAAACUGGUGAUGGACGGGAUGACGGAGGCCUGUAUGAAGGGAGGCAUCGAGGCGUGUUACUCCUCGGUCUCCUGUGCCUGCGCUCUCCUCGGGGCGCUGGAUGAACUGUCGCACGGCCGUGGCAUUCAAUCUGAGCAGGCUCGGCUUCUCCUCAGACGACUGGAGGAUCUGAAAGAGGGGACAGAGUCGACACGAGAGUCCAUGGAGAUCAACGAGGCCGACUUCAGGUGGCAGAGACACAUCCUGUCCUCUGAGCAGGCUCCCUGGGACCCCAGCUCUUCCUCUUCCUCCAACGUGGCCACCACCGGGGCCACCGAGCGCAGCCCUGACAUCAGCAUCAGCAUCACCACGGAAACAGGCCAAACCACUGUGGAUCUGGAGGUGGGGGAGCUUGGCGUUGGUCUGGGCCAAACCACUCCUGAGGAGUGUGGGGAGGACGCACAACUCCCCUCGCCCUCAUCCUUAGGCGGCCAGGAGGAAAGCAAACAGGAGGAGAAAAGAGGAGCUGUGGUUCCUCCAGAUGUGGUGCAGCGAAGUCACGGCCUCGUCUACCCCGACAUCACCAACUUCCUGUCUGUGGAGUCCAGGACCAGGCCGCAACACGCAACAGGGUCACGUUACAGCGAGAGCAACUUCAGUAUGGAGGAGCAGGACUUGUCGCGGACCGAGUUCGACUCGUGCGACCAGUACUCCAUGGCUGCAGAGAAGGACUCGGGCCGCUCCGACGUGUCCGACAUCGGCUCUGACAACGUCUCGCUGGCGGACGAGGAGCAGCAGACGCCUCGCGACUGCCCGGGCCACCGCUCCCUGCGCACCGCCGCCCUGUCCCUCAAGCUGCUCCGCAACCAGGAGGCCGACCAGCAUAGCGCCAGGAUCUUCGUCCAGUCACUGGCGGCGCUGCUGCCCCGGCUCCUGGGACUGCCCACCACCACAGAGGUGGACCUGUCUCUGCAGAACUUCUCCUCCACCUUCUGCACCGGACUGCAGGCUGGUGGGGUCCACUCUCCAGGUUUCGAGACAGGUGACACCCUGACCUGUCAGUCUCUGAUGAACGCAGACGGUCUCUACCUGGUGUCGUACUACGCUCUUCUGCUCAAUCUCAAACUCUGCUGCUGCGACUUCUACAGACGGCGAACGCUCGCUCCCAUCCUCAGCCUGAAGGAGUUUGUGCGUCUGAUCCAGAGCAGCGGAGUCCUCGUGGUUCUCUCUCAGACCUGGAUCGAGGAGCUCUUCCAUCAUGUGUUAGAGCGCAACCUGCUGGGCGAGGCCGGGUACUGGGGCUCACCAGAGGACCACAUGCUGCCGCUCAUCACCGUGCUGACAGAUAUUGACGGUCUGGGCAGCAGUGCGAUUGGAGGACAGAUGAUCAGGAGGGCUUCCAACCAAUCACCACUCAGCUGUGACAAGGCCAGCAGUGACACUGUGAUGGCAGGAGCCGUGUUCUCCCGCUUCAUCCUCACCGGCGUGUGGAAGAACCUGAUCGAUGUGCUGUCCACGCCGCUGACGGGUCGCAUGGCCGGCAGCUCCAAGGGCCUCGCAUUCAUCCUGGGAGCGGAGGGAGUCAAAGAGCAGAGCCAGAGGGAGAGAGACACCAUCUGUCUGAGUUUAGACGGCCUCCGUAAAGCCGCUGCGCUCAGCUGCGCUUUAGGUGUGGCUGCCAACUGCGCCUCAGCUUUGGCCCAGAUGGCCGCAGCCUCAUGUGUGCAGGAAGAGAAGGAGGAGAAGGAAGUGGGAGAGAUGGGCGACGCCAUCACACAAGUGAAGCAGCGCGUUGAACAGCGUCUGGAGCAGAUCGGUCGUCCUCAGGGAGUUCGCCUCCACACGGCUCACGUGUUGUGUAUGGACGCCAUCCUGAACGUAGGACUAGAGAUGGGCAGCCACAACCACGACUGCUGGCCACAUGUCUUCAGAGUGACUGAAUACAUCAGUUCGUUGGAGCACACCCACUUCAGCGACGGCAGCUCACAGUCGUCCUCUUUGACCACCAUCACCCAGCAGAGCCAGCAGUUUGUGGACCUGGGCAUGGAGCUGAGCUGCGAGCCCAGCCCGGAGGCCUCGGAGCUGGGCCUGAGCCAGCCGGUCAUCCAGCCUCUGUCCAUCCAGGAGCUGCUGAGGGAGAGCAGCAGAGGCCGAGGUCUGGACCUGAAGAGUGGCAGCCUGAUGACCGGGACCAGUGCUGCCAAGGCUGUGUGUACGCUGUCCACACAGGCUGACAGGUUGUUUGAAGAAGCAGCCACCAAGCUGAACCUGGUUGGUCUGGUCGGCUUCUUGCAGCAGCUCAGGAAAGCGUCUCAAUCUCAGCUGUUCGACUCUGUUACUGCAACUGGAGACUAUUCACUGGCAAUGCCAGGAGAGGCCAAGUCGACGAUGGACCGGCGCAGUGCUCUCCACCUCUUCCGUCUGGGCGAGGGCAUGCUGAGGAUCGUCAGGAACAGGAACCGACCUCUGCUCCACAUGAUGAGGGCCUGGAGCGUUGUGGCACCGCAUCUGGUGGAGGCGUCAUGUCACAAAGAGCGCCACGUGUCCCAGAAGGCCGUUUCCUUCAUCCACGAUGUUCUGACGGAGGUGCUGACGAGCUGGGCGGAGCUUCCACACUUCCACUUCAACGAGGCGCUGUUCAGGCCCUUCGAGCACAUCAUGCAGCUGGAGCUGUGCGACGAGGACGUGCAGGACCAGGUGAUAACAUCGAUAGGCGAGCUGGUGGAGAUGUGUUCUCCUCAGAUCCUGUCAGGAUGGAGGCCUCUGUUCAGCGCUCUGAGGACCGUCCACAGCAGCAAGACCGACACUAAAGACUACCUAGUGGGAGAAUACUCCAUGGGGAAGUCCCAGGCUCCAGUGUUUGAUGUCUUUGAGGCUUUCAUCAACACUGACAACAUCCAAGUUUUUGCCAACGCUGCCACUGACUACAUCAUGUGCCUCAUGAAGUUCGUCAAAGGCUUAGGAGAAGUGGACUAUAAGGAGAUUGGGGAUUGUGUCCAUGUGUCGGGUUACAGCUCCACUGACCUCUGCCUGCCCGCUCUGGACUACCUUCGAAAGUGUUCGCAGCUGCUGGCAAAGAUCUACAAGAUGCAGACCAAGCCGGUGUUCUUGGGGGCGCGGCUCGCCAGCCUGCCAAUGAGAUCACAGGAACGCUCCAUCAGCACCGAAGACGGGAUGGACUGUGUCCUGCAGGAGUUUGAUGAUGACACAGGUCUGAUCCAGGUGUGGAUUCUGUUACUGGAGCAGCUGACAGCAGCAGUGUCAAACUGUCCUCGGCAACACCAACCUCCAACCCUGGAUCUGCUCUUCACUCUGCUCAGAGAGGUCACCAUUGUGCCAGGUCCCGGGUUCGCCAUCUUCUCCGUCAUCCAGCUGUUGCUCCCUGUCAUGUCACUGUGGCUGCAGCGUAGCCAUGGCGACCACGCCUACUGGGACGUGGCGGCUUCAAACUUCAAACACGCCAUCGGCCUGUGCUGCGAGCUGGUGGUGGAGCACGUCAACAGCUUCAUACACUCAGAUAUUGGUUACGAGUCUCUGAUCAACCUGAUGUUGAAGGAUCUGUUCAAGCUUCUUGUGGCCUGUGUGUCUGAGCCUGCAGAGACCAUCUCCAGAGUCGGCUGCUCCUGCAUCAGGUAUAUUCUGGUCACAGUGGGUCCAGUGUUCACAGAAGAAAUGUGGAGGUUGGCCUGCUGUGCUCUGCAGGACGCUUUCUCUGCUACAUUAGAGCCGGUCAAGAACCUUCUUGCAUGUUUUCAUAGCGGUUCGGACAGUUUUUCUGGAGACGCCUGCGAGGUGAAGGUGGCGGCUCCGUCCCACUCUCCUUCAGCUGAGGCCGAGUACUGGAGGAUCAAAGCAAUGGCUCAGCAGGUCUUCAUGUUGGACAGCCAGUGCUCCCCAAAGACACCCAACAACAAGGAGGGCUUUGAGCACGCUCAGUCCUGCGUUCUCAUCAUCGAGCUGCCGACUGACCAGCAGUCCAACGGACACACUCAGAAGAGGAUCCCGUUCCGGACCAUUGUGGUGAGCCUGUUGUCGCACCAGGUCCUGCUCCAAAACCUCUAUGACAUCCUGCUGGAGGAGUUUGUCAAGCAGCCGGAAGGAAAUGAAAGGGUCACACCUGUGACCUCGGACCCCAGCCGGGCCACAGCAGGCUUCCUGCGCUACAUCUCCAUGACUAAUUUAGCCAUAAUCCUAGAUCUGCUGCUGGACUCUUACAGGACAGCGCGGGACUUUGACACUCGGCCGGGUCUGAAGUAUCUGCUGAUGAAGGUGUCAGGUGUCGGUGGAGCGGCUAAUCUUUACCGUCAGUCUGCCAUGAGCUUCAACCUUUACUUCCAGGCCCUGCUGUGUGCCACACUGAGCCAAGCCGACAGCAUGACCGCACAGCAGGUGAAGAGGAUGCUGUAUGAGGAAGAGGAGGGGAGCUCUGACUCUUCUCACCCUGGCUCUGCUUCCUCAGAGGAUGAAGACAUCUUUGAAGAAACAGCACAGGUCAGCCCCCCUCGCGGCCGGGACAAACGUCAUCACUGGCGAGCCCCCAUCCCAUCUCUCAGCGUGCAGCCGCUGAGCAGCGCGGACUGGGCGUGGCUGGUCAAACGCCUCUACAAGCUGUGCAUGGAUCUGUGCAACAGCUACAUCCAAAUGCACCGCGACCUGGAGAGCACGCUGGAGGAGAUGGCGCUUCAGAGAGGAGGAGGAAUAGGAGGAGGUGGAGAUCACGUCUUCUUCUUGCCUCUCUUCCAGUCCGAGACAUCCACCCCGACUUCAGCAGGCGGGCUGUCGACGAAGGGGACGCCGUCAGAGGAGGGCGGGUACAGGUCUCAGGCAGCGGACAGCUCAGCAUCACCGGGAGACACGCCCACACCCAGUCCAGGAUUCAGCUGCACAGGCAGUCUGCCCCACCACUUCCGGUGCGAUGGCGAGAGGAGGGACUCCGGGAUCAUGGCAUCCUCUGUAGGAGGAACUCCUGGCGUGGCCGGACCAGGAAGGAGAAAGGAAUGGUGGGAAAGCGCCGGGAACAAACUGUACACCAUCGCCACGGACAAAACCAUAAGCAAGCUGAUGAUGGAGUACAAACGCAGGAAACAGCAGCAGCAGAGCAGGGCCGGGUCGGGGGCAGCAGGAGGAGGAGGCGGGGAGAGGAGGGGCCCUGUGGAGCCACAAGGGCCCCUGCAGAGGCCCCAACAUCUGGUGGACCAGCAGGUCCCCCCCUUGAGGCACUCGGUCAGUGCGGGACCUGAGGUUCUAAGGCAGGAGAAGAGACCACGAUCAGGAUCCACCAUCAGCUCCCACAGCAUCUCACUGAGGGACUCUGAGGCUCAGAUACAGGCGUGGACCAACAUGGUCUUGACCUUCCUUAAUCAGGUCCUCCUCCUAUCAGACUCCUCGUUCAUGGCGCUCCAGCCGGCGCUCUACCCCUGCCUCAGCCAGCUCUCAUGCCACGUGACCGACGGCCGUGUCCGCCAGGCGCUGCGCGAGUGGCUGGGCCGCGUCGGCCGACUCUACGAAAUCAUCGCGUGACAUUGCGGAGAGGAAAAUGCAAAAAAAGUACCGGACAAAGAGCGCAGUCUGUCGGUCAGUGAAGGACGUAAACUGAUGAAAGAUGAAUUAAAUGGUUUGAUGGGGUGGUGUGACGGCGCCGCUGUGCCGUAGAUUAAUGAAGGGUUUGAUUUGCUGAUGAUGCAUUUCAAAGGCAGUCUGACAUUUUAAUGUAACAGACUGGUGGAAUGAGCUGGACUGAGUCAGGAGAACAAUGGUUGUUAGUCUCUGAUGUUAUCAUAUGGAUUAGUGGCACUUUUGAUGAACGAGGAGGACAUCAACGAACGUCAUGUGACAUUUAAGGAACAGUGUGUAGGAUUUAGUGGCAUCUAGAGGUGUGGUUGCAGAUUGCGACCAACUGAAUACCCCACAACUCAGUCUUCUCUUACCAAGACUACGGUAACUUGGGCCGCCGAUCGCAAAACCGUGGUAACGCUGUUCGCCUCUCUCAUAGGACUUCCAUACCAUAAUAACACUACUUUAGGAGCAAUGGAAGUCAGACAGCAGCUGGCGGUACCACGGUUUUCUCUCCGCGGCUCAAAUUGCCGCAAUUUCACAAGCGUUUCGUAGAAAGUUGGCGAAAGGCUUUCACUAGGUUUGGUUUGUCCGCUCUGGGCUACUGUAGAAACAUUAUGGACUCAUUUUGAGCUAACAAACACCCAACGAUUCUUAGUUUCAGGUGAUUGUAAACUUGUAAAAACAUAUUUCGGAAUAUUAUAUUCCAUUUAUGCUAAUAGAUACCCCCAAAUGCUCCACACUGGACCUCUACGUUUUUGAUUUGCAGAUGAAAGGUUGUGAUGAGAAGAAUGAAGUAUUCAGUUUGUCUAUGAAGGAUUCUUUGUGUAUCAUGGAAAUGCAACACAUUGUGUCAAAGCUUUUAAAUAUGAUAUGCUUGUCAUCAGUUUUGAAAAACUGAGUUGCUCACAAUUUUGUCACAGUAUCGUCACAAUAUCCUUCCUCCAAGGUGAUUAACUUGAUUGAGCUAUUGCUUCAUCCUAAUGUGGAUGCAGGAUCAUUUGUGCCCAUAUGCAAUGAAUUAUGAUUACUGUUUAUUAGCAUACAUUUUAAAGGGUUGCCUGUGGAGUUUUCCUGCAAACAAACACAUCUAUAUUUAUAUUCAGAGCAUUGCUCAGCUUCUACACUACUGUCGAUAACUGUGUGUUCAUUGACAUCAAAUUAGAUUCAUCUAGCCUUUAAUCUGUCCUUUUGAUGUUUCUGUUGGCCUUUAAGAAAAUGUUAUUUUUUCUUUUUUACAACCAUGGGGGAGUUUUCAACUCUGUUUUGGCCAUUAAUACUACUGGUUAUGAGAACAGUGAAUAACACUAAUAACUCAACAGAUGAUGUAAUGAGGGAAAAUAUACUUGUCUCAGAGCAUGUGAGAUCUCUAGCAUAAGAAAUAAAUCCAGCUAAAAUUAGGUCAACUUUAAAUAUUGUUAUAUUUAUUUCUUCUGAAUCAGAGAGCGAGGUCUGUUACAUACUGUAAGAGACGUGUUUUGCAUUUGAACUGAUUGUAUAUGAAAGUUUGUCGCUGCAACGCAUUUUCUAUAUCCAGCUUUAUAUACUGUGCCGUCUCAUUCAUUAUCCUCCUUCAACUGAAUGUUUGAUUGUUUAUUAUUCACUCUUAAACCUAUUUAUAUGAAUGUUUCACCAAAAUGGAGCUAUGAAGUAUUUAUUUAAACCAAA